Diabrotica balteata is the source of this 1950-nucleotide messenger RNA. The record is from the annotation of a GenBank genome assembly. Lineage: Eukaryota; Metazoa; Arthropoda; Insecta; Coleoptera; Chrysomelidae.
AUGCUUUGUAAUUGGUUUAGUAAAUUAAUAUUUUUUGAUAGUUAUAAUGGAACGAAGCCUGCAAUAGCUCUACCCGCCGCUAGUCCCUCAAAUACCGUUCCACCAGUGACCGUACCAACAACGGAACCUCCGAGUUAUGCCAGCACGAUGCAAGCGAAAGCGAAAGCGCAGCGAGGGAUGGGCGCCCAUCCGCCAUUACCCCCACCGCCGUAUUCAUCCGAUGACAACCACGUCCAAGUUUAUACGGUUGAUAGUUCGAUGUCGCCGAGGGCUAGUCCUCAUGUUCACCCUUCAUUACAGAGGAAAUAUUCUCCUGUUGUGAAUAACGAAUGCAGGUCAGACAGUCCCCAGUCGACUAGUAGCGGAGACAGUAGAAAUCAUUAUUCAGAUAAUGGAGCACCUCCGUUACCACCUACAGCUUCUUCAUCUGUUAAAAACAACUCAAACAACAACCACAUAGUCAACGGCAAUAGUGAAACUAAAGCCAACGAUACACCACCUCAACUACCUCCUUAUACGAAAAUCAAACACCAAUCCCCUAUACCGGAACGAAAGAAGAUUAGCAAAGAAAAGGAAGAGGAACGGCGAGACGGAAAAGUGAAGAACUAUUCACCGCAGGCGUUUAAAUUUUUCAUGGAGCAACAUAUAGAGAAUGUGAUCAAGUCUUACAAACAAAGACAAUUUAGGCGAAUGCAAUUAGAGAAAGAAAUGAAUAAAAUAGGACUUAGUUCUGAAGCGCAAACUCAGAUGAGGAAAAUGCUGUCUCAGAAGGAAUCAAAUUAUAUAAGGUUAAAACGAGCAAAAAUGGACAAGAGUAUGUUUGUUCGAAUAAAACCGAUAGGAGUAGGAGCAUUCGGCGAGGUAACGCUCGUUAGAAAAAUAGAUACCAAUCACCUAUACGCGAUGAAAACUUUAAGAAAAUCGGAAGUUCUGAAAAGGAAUCAAGUGGCCCACGUUAAAGCAGAAAGGGAUAUUUUGGCAGAAGCUGACAACGAAUGGGUAGUCAAGCUGUAUUAUUCGUUUCAAGAUUCUGAUAUUUUGUAUUUUGUAAUGGAUUACAUACCAGGUGGUGAUCUAAUGGCGUUGUUAAUUAAAUUAGGAAUUUUUGAGGAAGUACUAGCCAGGUUUUAUAUAGCAGAAUUAACGUGUGCGGUAGAAAGUGUACAUAAAAUGGGUUUUAUCCACAGAGACAUCAAGCCAGAUAAUAUUCUCAUAGAUAAAGAUGGACACAUCAAGUUGACUGAUUUUGGCGAUCACAGUAGACAAGAUUCCAUGGAUCCCAUAGAUGACUGGAACGAAGAAUGUAAUUGCAAACCUUUGGAAAGGCGGCGACGUCGAGAACAUAGAUGUUUGGCGCAUUCUCUGGUAGGUACGCCGAAUUACAUAGCACCGGAAGUACUACAAAGAAAGGGCUAUACACACGUCUGUGAUUGGUGGAGCGUGGGUGUCAUUCUGUACGAAAUGUUGGUUGGUCAACCACCGUUUUUGGCUAACACUCCCGCUGAGACUCAAUAUAAGGUGAUAAAUUGGGAAACCACCCUACAAAUUCCGAAACAAGCUAACCUCUCAGCUGAAAGUACAGAUCUAAUAUUAAAAUUGUGCUGUAGUGCCGAAAAGCGCCUCGGCAAAAAUGCUAGUGAAGUGAAAUCUCAUCCUUUCUUCAAGGACAUCGAUUUCGAGAAAGGACUUCGACGUCAACAGGCGCCUUAUAAGCCACGCAUAGAAUACCCUACGGACACGUCCAAUUUCGACCCGAUCGACCCGGACAAACUCCGAAAUUCGACGUCGAUAGAUUCCAACAACUCGGACGAGCUGGUCGACAAUUCGAACUACUUCCACGGCUUUUUCGAGUUCACUUUUAGACGAUUCUUCGAUGACGGUGGUCUGACGUCGUUCAAUAAGAUCAACCUAGACGAUAACGAUAACCAAGGCGGGCCGGUUUAUGUGUGA